GGGUCUUUUACUCACUACGCCAAAUGAUCAAAAGUCAGAGAGAGAGAGAGUCGGAGAGAGAGAGAUUUGUAGUACUGUGAAUACAUAGAGAGAAAAAGAUACUCCUGCUUGUUCUGCUUCCCCUUCGCUUUCAAUUAGCUUGCACUUACAGCUACACUUAUAUACAUACAUGUCCAGUAAGAUUUUGUGAGCAGAGGCUUCUCUUCAUUUGGAAGUUUCAACAACUGGGUUCUACUCAAAUUCUUCGUUUUGUUGCUGGCUGAUCCGGGUUUUCAUUUUCUUGGCUUUUCUUCAAUUCUUUUGUCAAUUAAUUUUUCAAUUUCUCACUACAUUUUCCUGUCUCCAUCUCUCCUUUUCUUCAACUCUAAUCCUGUCUGGUCUUGAAUUGUCUGUAAUUCAGUUUUUUAAUAAAGCUUGAAAAGCAAAGCAAAGAUUCAAUGGGGGCUUUUCUUUUUCUCACAGACUGAUGUUUUUCAAAUCAAAGUUUGAUUCUUGUAUACUUUAGUAAAACCCCUUUUCUUUGUGUCUAUAAUUUGAAAAUAUAUCUGCUUUAUUGGGGUUUUCUUGUUGUUAGUGAUGUAAGGCAGUUUGAUUAUGAUAUGGUGAAGCUUUUGCUAUUGAUUAAUUCUGGUUUGUAGUCCAGUUGUUAGAUCAAAGCCAUUAGAUAAAAUGCAUCUUUCAUUGUGGAAGCCAAUUUCACACUGUGCUUCUUCAAUCUUCUUUGACAAAAGGAGUAGAAAAGAUGAUGAUUCUGAUUAUUCGCCUGAGGGAAUUAAAAGAAACCCAUCAGCUCUUAUACGAUUGCAAGAGCACAAGCUGCGAGAAGCGCUUGAUGAAGCAUCUGAGAAGGGGUCACUUGUCAAGUCCCAAGUUAUGGAUUCAGAAGCUGUGGAUAAUCAAGAACAAGAGUUGGGUCGAUCACGCUCACUCGCUAGGUUGAGUGCUCAGAAGGAAUUUCUUAAAGCCACUGCUCUUGCUGCACAGCACGCGUAUGAAACAAGGGACUCUAUUCCAGACCUUGAUGAGUCAUUCUCAAAGUUCCUCACAAUGUAUCCCAAGUAUCAGUCUUCGGAGAAGAUUGAUCAGCUGAGGUUGGAUGAGUAUGCACAUUUAUCUGAUAGUGUGCCUAAGGUAUGCCUCGACUACUGUGGAUUUGGGCUUUUUUCAUUUCUGCAAACUGUUCAUUAUUGGGAAUCUUCGACGUUUAGCUUGUCCGAGAUAACUGCAAAUUUAGGGAAUCAUGUUCUGUAUGGUGGUGCCGAGAAAGGCACCAUGGAACAUGAUAUAAAAACUAGAAUUAUGGAUUAUCUGAACAUCCCUGAGAAUGAAUAUGGUCUAGUUUUUACUGUGAGUAGAGGGUCUGCUUUCAAACUGUUAGCUGACUCGUACCCUUUCCAGACAAAUAAAAAGUUGUUAACAAUGUAUGAUCAUGAGAGUCAGUCUGUAAACAUGAUGGCUCAAUCUGCUAAAGACAAAGGUGCGAAAGUUUAUAGUUCUUGGUUUAAGUGGCCAACCCUGAAACCAUGUUCAACUGAUCUGAGAAAGCAAAUUACUAUUAAAAAGAAGAAAAAGAAAGACUCUGCUUCUGGCCUUUUCGCAUUUCCGGUCCAAUCUAGAGUUACAGGGGCCAAGUAUUCUUAUCAGUGGAUGGCACUGGCUCAGCAGAACAAUUGGCAUGUCUUACUCGAUGCUGGAGCAUUGGGUCCAAAGGACAUGGAUUCUCUCGGAUUAUCUUUGUUCCGGCCUGACUUCAUUAUUACUUCGUUCUACAGAGUAUUUGGGUAUGAUCCAACUGGAUUUGGUUGUCUUCUCAUAAAAAAAUCUGCUAUGGGAAGCCUUCAAAAUCAGUCAGGGCAUGCUGGCUCUGGCAUAGUGAAAAUCACUCCAGAGUUUCCUUUGUACCUGAGUGACUCAAUUGAUGAUCUUCAUGGGUUGACUGGAAUUGAGGAUGAUGAAUAUUGUGGAAAUAGUGAAUUAACAUCAGACACUCGUGUAGGAACAAAUAUGCCCGCCUUUUCUGGUGCAUACUCCUCUGCUCAGGUCAGGGAUGUAUUUGAAGUCGAGAUGGAACAUGACAACAGCUCCGACAGAGAUGGGGCUAGCACUAUACUUGAAGAAACCGAUAGUGUCUGUGUUGGAGAGGUGAUGAGGAGUCCAGUCUUUAGUGAAGAUGAAUCAUCAGAUAACUCAUUGUGGAUUGAUUUGGGUCAGAGUCCUUUGGGGUCUGAUAAUACUAACCACCAGAGUGGAGAGAAGGGAGCCUCUCCAUUGCCUCCGUUUUGGUUUAGUGGAAGAAACAAAAAAAAACAUGUUCCGUCAAUGCAAAUUUCAAAGAUAUCUGACAAUCCAAUAUAUGACGACCAAGACGAGUCUCAUGAUGCUCACAUGCUAUCAUCAGAUGUUGCUUGUCGAUUAGUAUCUAUAAGAGGGGAUGAUGUGAAGGAGAUUGGUGGAAGGCAUUUUGCAGAUACAAGAUCCGCACAAAAUGGCCGAAGUAAGUCAGAUUAUCAACAUGCUUCUGAGAUUGAGAUAGAAUAUGAAGCUGGCAAUCCUGUUAAAUUGUCAAAUUUAGCUCAAAACAACUCGGUCUCUGAUAUAUGUCCUGAGAUAAAAGAGAGUGCUAUACGGAGAGAGACGGAAGGUGAAUUCAGGUUACUGGGAAGGAGGGAAGGAAAUAAAUUUUCUGGUAGUAGAUUUAUAGGCAUUGAAGAAACUGAACAGGCUGGGAGUAGGGGAAGAAGAGUAUCCUUUAGGAUUGAAGUUGAUCAUAAAGCACAAUCCCUCUAUCCUUCUGAACAUAGAGAAUUCUCUGUAACAAGCCUGGAUGAUGAUUACUCGAGCGAUGAAUACGCUGAUGAGCAAGACUCAGGUAGGAGAGAACCUGAGAUAAAGUGUAGCCAUCUUGAUCAUGUAAACAUGUCAGGUCUCAACGUGACCACUCUACGCCUUCGAUAUUUGGUCAAUUGGCUUGUGACAUCACUUCUUCAAUUAAAAUUUCCUGAAUUCAAUGGAAAUGAUCCUAUGCCGUUGGUUUACAUCUAUGGUCCUAAAAUUAAAUAUGAACGAGGAGCAUCUGUGGCAUUCAAUGUGAGAGACAGAAAUGGAGGUCUAACUAAUCCAGAAGUGGUCCAGAAGUAUGCCGACUUAAAUGGUAUAUCUCUCGGCAUUGGCAUCCUCAGUCAUGUACGUAUUCUGGAAAGCUCAGGGCAGCAACAUGGUGGUGGUCUAAAUUGUAAAGAUACUGCUCUGUGCAGGCCAAUGGAAAGUGGGCAGCAAGAUGGAAAAAAUGGGUUUAUUAAAGGUGAAGUUGUCACUGCCUCGCUGGGCUUUCUUACAAAUUUUGAUGAUGUAUACAAGUUAUGGGCUUUUGUAGCUAAGUUUCUUGAUCCAUCUUUUAUUAAAGAUGAUGGGCUAUCAACCGUAGUGGAGAGUGAAGAGGGUUGAGAAACAAGUGUUGCAGACGUUCAAGAAUUUCAUUUGAAGAAAUAGAUGAAUUUGUAUUUCAUGGUUCAACAUUAGAUGUUACUGGGUUUGUUCAAGUGGAUACCCUUGUUCAUUAGUGUUUGUUUGUAGACAGGUGAACUCAUUUUAUAUUAUAAAUUUAGAGUUGGCUUUAGAAACUAGUACUUGUCCUGGGAAAGGCAUGCUGCAUCUUAAGUUUGAAAUGGGGAUGAUGACUAUCCUCAGUUUGUAAAUUUUUUGCUGUUUGGACCAGAGUGUUCUUACUUUUGUAUAAAAUUGAGCUUGUAUUACUUA
This is a messenger RNA of Daucus carota subsp. sativus, 3756 nucleotides long. RefSeq lists its product as uncharacterized. The coding region runs from base 670 to 3444 and encodes 924 amino acids. NCBI's taxonomy places the organism in Eukaryota, Viridiplantae, Streptophyta, Magnoliopsida, Apiales, Apiaceae. The transcript has a single exon. The record is from RefSeq and is a predicted model, not a curated record.